AAUUCAAGCUGUAACAACAAACCGUGGAAUAAGUCAAGGGGUAUGAAUACUUUCAGAAGGCACUCUCCAUAUUAUCUGAGACUGUAAAUGUCACCAAUGUGUGAACAUGGGUAAAUGCAAAUAUCAUCUGGAUAUCAUUACCAGAGCCUUCUUGAAGUCAUACUCCUAAUAUCCCAGCCUGGUCUGACUGAGGGUUGGACACUAGACUGGGAGGGGGGUUCAGCUCUGAGACAUAGUAUGGACUGGUUUCCAGGACAAUCCAUUAAACCUAGUUCUGGACUAAAAAGCACUAGUGUUUUGUUAGUCCAAGACUAGACCUUAUCUGUGUCUAGGAAACUCAGCCCAAUAACACUGUUACUGAGGGGGGGUCAACUCUAAGGGCUGGUUUCCCAGAUACAGAUUCUUCCUAGUCAAGGUUCAAUCUGUGUCUGGGAAACCAGCCCAAUGACACAGUGUCUGAGUGUCUGACCAGACACAAACUAAGCCUAUAUUCCUGGACUAAAAAGCUAUCUAAAUAGAGAUUAUUCAUUUAGCAUGCUUUUAAGUCCAGGACCAGGUAUAAUCUGUGUCCUGGAAACCAGCCCAAUAACACAGUAACUGAGCUUCUAUAUCUCUGGUACAGGACCAAGCUUGUGUGUCUAUAUGUCUGGUAUAACAGCAGGUUUCUACAGUGAGGUGCAGUAGACAGCAUGCCUGCCCGUCUGCUCAAUGAGCCUGUCUCCUCUCGCCUCAGCCUGGAUUUUAGCACGCCACACUCACUUUUAGCAGUCCAAAGUCAAAUAGUGACUCACAAAUUCCUCUGCUUUUCUUUUUCCAGGGAUCUGCGGCAGACAUUAGGGAGAGGCAUCGUCACCUUUCCUCCCUCCUCCUCCACUCCCUGCUUCUGCUCGCCUAACCCAGGCCUAUACAGUCUCCACAGUACGUUACAGAAGUAUCCUGUCUUUCUAACUACUGUCCACGCACACCUCUAGUCUCAACGAGGGGCACUUCUUUCCCGUUUGGGUGUUUGUUGGCGGUGGUGGUGGCACAAGGGGUCAUGGAGACCAGGACUAGCCGAAGACCGUGUAGCAGCGCCGAGCAACACUUACUGCUGGCGGUCGCGCUCAUCGCAUGCAGCUCACAACUACUGGUGGACGCCAACUCCUGGUUGUCGUUAGCGAUGAACCCUAUCCAGAGACCGGAGAUGUACAUCAUCGGGGCCCAGCCUCUGUGCAGCCAGCUUACGGGGCUCUCCCAGGGGCAGAGGAAGCUGUGCCAGCUCUACCAGGACCAUAUGGUUUACAUAGGCGAGGGGGCCAAGACGGGCAUCAAUGAGUGCCAAUACCAGUUCAGACAUCGGCGGUGGAACUGUAGCACGGUGGAUAAUGCAUCCGUGUUCGGACGCGUCAUGCAGAUAGGGAGCAGGGAGACAGCCUUCACCUAUGCCAUCAGUGCAGCAGGCGUGGUGAAUGCGGUCAGCAGAGCGUGCCGGGAGGGAGAACUCUCCACCUGCGGAUGCAGCCGCGCCGCUCGACCCCGUGACCUACCGCGUGAUUGGCUGUGGGGCGGCUGUGGCGACAACGUCAACUAUGGCUACCGUUUCGCCCGGGAGUUUGUGGACGCGCGGGAGAGAGAAAAGAACUACCCUCAAGGCUCCAAAGAAGAUGCUAGAACACUGAUGAACCUACAGAACAACGAGGCAGGGAGACAGUCAGUCUACAACCUGGCCAACGUGGCGUGUAAGUGUCAUGGCGUGUCUGGUUCCUGCAGUCUGAAGAUGUGCUGGCUCCAGCUGGCAGACUUCCCCCGCGUUGGAGAGUUCCUGAAGGAGAAGUACGACAGCGACCGCCGCCAUGCGCAUCGGACGAAACGAAAACUGGAGCAGGUGGACAAACGCUUCAAGCCUGACCCGAGACCUGGUCACAUCGACCAGAGCCCAGACUACUGUCUGAAGAACGAGACCACCGGCUAUGGAACCCUGGGGAGACUCUGUAACAAGACGUCAGAGGGGAUGGACGGGUGUGAGCUGAUGUGCUGUGGGAGAGGAUAUGACCAGUUCAAGACCUAUAAGCAUGAGAGAUGCCACUGCAAGUUUCACUGGUGUUGUUACGUCAAGUGUAAGAGGUGCACUUCCCUGGUGGAUCAGUUUGUCUGCAAGUAGCAAAGGAAGGGAGGGAGAAAUAAAAUGAGAGAAGAGUUUGGACGAUGGAUGGAUGGAUGGAUGGAUGGAUGGAUGGACAGUUCGACAUGGGGAAGGGAGGGGUUGGAAUGGAAGGACAUGUAGCCUAUGAGGGGUGUGAGAUUAGAUAACAAUAAUAAAUAAAUAAAUAAAUAUAUAAAUAAAUAAAGUAAGCAAAUGCGUUGAUAGUAAUUGAAUGAGACUUUUCUAUGACUCAAGCUGCCUGAGGGAGGACUUGACUGACAAGCAGGCGAAUGCCAAACAGAAAGGCCUGCUAUGUCUGUUCGUUUUGUUUGUUGUCUCCUGGUCGGCAAUUUGCUUCCCCUCCCCUUCGCAACUGUCCCCUGAUUGGUGGCUUGU
Messenger RNA from Coregonus clupeaformis (lake whitefish), 2518 nucleotides. Its product is annotated as protein Wnt-5b. Gene Ontology annotation, molecular function: cytokine activity; frizzled binding. Lineage: Eukaryota; Metazoa; Chordata; Actinopteri; Salmoniformes; Salmonidae. The record is from RefSeq and is a predicted model, not a curated record. Gene Ontology annotation, biological process: neuron differentiation; multicellular organism development; canonical Wnt signaling pathway. Gene Ontology annotation, cellular component: extracellular region.